This is a messenger RNA of Ixodes scapularis (black-legged tick), 2280 nucleotides long. RefSeq lists its product as uncharacterized. The transcript has a single exon. Lineage: Eukaryota; Metazoa; Arthropoda; Arachnida; Ixodida; Ixodidae. The record is from RefSeq and is a predicted model, not a curated record. The coding region runs from base 1 to 2280 and encodes 759 amino acids.
AUGAACACUGAAUCUGACGAUGAUGUACUAGAGAUGAACACUGAAUCUGACGAUGAUGUGCUAGAGAUGAACUCUGAUUCUGACAAUGGUGCUGCAGAAAGUGAUAGUUCAGCUGCUCCUGACAGUCCUAACAUUGACGAGUCUGCACUUUUUGAAGGCAGCCCUUUCACUAACAUUGAGGCUUGCCUCUUUUUGAUGACAGUGUUUUUUAAGUGUGGACUAACAAGAGAAUGCCUAGGUCAAAUCCUGUUUGCUUUUGCAACACUUCUGCCAUCAUCUAACACCCUCCCGAGCACCACAUUUAUGUUCUUCAAGGUUCUGUCGCGCUUUCAAAGAGGCAGAGGAAUGUGCAGCCACUUUUUCUGUAGUAAAUGCAAUGAAUACCUAGAACAAAAUGCCACACAUUGUCCAUGUUGUAAUGAGCCGUGCCAUAGCAAGGGCAGUUUCCUGCAGAUGAAGUUGGCAGACACUUUGCGAUCAUUUCUAGAGGAUGAUAAAAUAUAUAAAUAUUUCAUUAAACCAACAAGUUCAGCCAGUGACAAGCCCAUUGAAGAUAUUGUAGAUGGUGCGAUGUACCAGUCACAACCUGCUUGUUCUUCUAAAUUUAAUUUCUCUCUUUUUUGGAAUACGGACGGUGUUCAGGUCUUCAAGAGUUCGGGAAAGUCUCUUUGGCCCUUACACUGCACUAUUCCUGAGCUUCCACCUCUCAUGCGUAAGAAGUUCCAAAUUUUGACUUGUCUGUGGUUUGGUGUAAAGCCGGUAAUGAAUACAUUCAUGAAGCCUUUUUGCAUGGAGCUUAUGGAACUUGCCACUAGUGGACUUGCUUGGCGUCACCCAGAGACAGGCAAGACAAUAAUCUCUUACAUUACAGCUCCUGUAUCUUCGGUAGAUGCAGUUGCGAGAGCAAUGCUUCAGGGUAUAAGACAGUUCAAUGGUCUGUAUGGUUGCUCCUUCUGUGAGCAUCCUGGGAAAUCCCUCUCGUUGCCAGGCAAAGGGCAUGUCCAUGUCUAUCUGCCUGGUAGCACAUACUCCCUCAGGAAUGGCCAUCGGAUGCAACGGCAAGCUGCAGAGGCACUUGAGAAUGGUCACCCGGUGAAGGGCGUCAAAGGUCCCACUGUUUUGAGCCUCAUACCCGAAUUCGACUGCGGUAGCGGAUUUGUUGUCGACUACAUGCAUUGCGUUCUGCUCGGGGUGGUGAGAACAUUCUUGCAUUUAUGGUUUGACUCUAAGUACCAUGGAGAGUCAUGGUACAUGGGCCGUCAGGUAGAGGUGGUGGAUAAGAAACUACUGGCCAUUAAGCCACCGGACUAUAUCACCAGGACCCCACGUUCCUUGAAACACAGAUGCUAUUGGAAAGCAAGCGAACUGCGUGCGUGGCUUCUGUUCUACUCAUUUCCUGCUCUGCACCAAAGCCUUCCGGAUGUUUAUUUUGAUCAUUUUGCCCUUCUGGUUGGCGCAGUUUACCUGUUGCUUUCUGAAUCUGUCUCCGUAGAGGACAUUGAUAUUUCGGAGAGGCUGUUGCUCAGAUUCGUUUAUGGUGUUAAAAAUCUGUAUGGAGAGCGGUUUUGCUCAUUUAAUGUUCACCAGCUCACACACAUUGCUGACUCAGUAAGGAACUGGGGGCCACUUUGGUCCACUUCAGCAUUUUUAUUUGAGAAUAGAAAUGGGGAACUGAUGCGCCUUGUGAAAGGGACACAAGCUGUGGAGAAACAGCUUGCGAGCUUGGUUGCAAUAAGCAAUGCCCUCAGUGUCAUCCAAAAUCGUGUUGGAGACCGCUUGCAUGUUGACUUUGUGCUUAGCAAGCUAGAAAAUUUACAUUUCACGAGAGUAUCAUCUAAUGGUAUUGCCUUUCAUGGCAGACCAUGUCAGACAAGUGGAGCUGUGAGGACAGCUCUUGGUUCUUUCUUCUCCAACAGAGAGCACGUGUACGUUUACAAGAAAGUCACAAUGGGCACAGAAACAUUUUCUUCUGUGUUGUGCAUUAAUCAGAAGAGAAGAAACAAUUUCACAGUCAUGUAUGUUGUUGAGAGAGAGAGAACUUUUGCAUUAAUUCAGUGCUUCGCAAAGUAUGCUGGGCAAGUGUACAUGGUUAUUAACAAACUUCUGGAGUGUGGUGUGCAGUACAGGCCUGAGGGAACGGGAUUUUCGAUUCCACACAUCAUUGCUGUGAAGCAGAAAGACCAUUUGGACGUAAUUCCUGUUCCUCCUAAGAUGACGAAAUGUGUCAAGGUGUUGGAUUUUGUGUGCAUUUCUCCUAACUCUUAUGAACUGAAUUUGUAG